AUGUUCCGGCCAAUUAUGAAACAACCAUUUACGACUCUAACACCAUCCACACAGAUUUUCAAACGAGCCUUCACCAUUAAAAGCCAACCAUCUCCCCACACUCCCAUUAUCCCCACUAAUUCCUCACGCACCUUAACUCUCAAAAGACAUCAUCCAGCAAUCUUCUCUUCUACCCGUGUCUCUAACCACGCCUUCACCAGAACCUUCAAAGUCUACUCUUUGUAUCCACAACUUCCAGUUGCCACGACCACCGCCCUGGCAUAUUUCUCAUUUCCCAAAGGAAAAAGUAUCUCGAAUGCGACAUCCUACUACGCCGCCCUACCUCUAUCUCCCAAGUUCUCAUAUCAAGAUCUGGAGUGCGAGGUUAGGGAUGCAUUAAGAGAAUCUUGUCGGCUCGCAAUGCGGAGACGGGGUAGUGGGGAGAAGGGUGAGAAUAAUGCUGAGGAUGUGGUUGAGGCUGGGGAUAUGAAAGGGGAAAAGGAGGAGGAGAUGGGAAAAUUAAAGUUUGAUAUCACGGUUGUUUGGCAGGGAGUGAAUAUUGGGAAUGUGGGGAGUGUGUCUGGUAAAGAUGAAGGAGUGGCGGAAAUGAGCAUUAGUGGAAUGGAUAAGGAGAAAUUGGCUGGUGUGUUGAGGUUGAUGGCGAUGAGAGGGUGGAAGGACAUUUUUUGUGUGAGGGUUGGGGCCGAGGAGGGCAGAAUGAAAGAGCAGAAGGAGAAAAGAAAGCUUUAG
Botrytis deweyae is the source of this 729-nucleotide messenger RNA. RefSeq lists its product as uncharacterized. Bases 1 to 729 code for a protein of 242 amino acids. The transcript has a single exon. NCBI's taxonomy places the organism in Eukaryota, Fungi, Ascomycota, Leotiomycetes, Helotiales, Sclerotiniaceae. The record is from RefSeq and is a predicted model, not a curated record.